AUGGCUUCACAAGACGACUCGCAGGCCACUCAACCAGGUUCGCCCUACCCCCAAACCCACCUUGCCUCCCCCCCAAGUGACUUUGAACCUGCGAGAACCGACUCUGACCGUAUCCCUCCAGCGACCCAGAAUGCCUUGGAUCCACGCCGGCUAGGCAAGCAAAACUCGGGCUUCUCCGACGAGGACAUUGCCGACAUCGUCUGUCUCCUCUACCCCAACACCGAUAAUGCCAGUCGAGAAGUCCAGCGCAUUGCCUCCGAGAACCCAUAUAGUCCCCAUAUCGUAGGCCGGUACGCCGCCGACGCCGUCGAUGCCGACCUGUACCGCGAAGAUGAAGCUCGGAAAUUUGGCCGCACUCGCGGUGUGGGUGACUAUGCCAUUGUGCUGAAGCUGUCGUCCACGGUCAAGUCGCCCAACCUGGGUUUCACCUUUGGGCGUAACUCGGGACGAUGCGAUAUCUGCUUCGUCAACGACCCGCUCAGGAGGCUCAGCAACAUCCACUUCCGCAUAUACAUCAACAACCACGGUGUGGUCAUGCUGGAGGAUCAGUCGACGAAUGGUACUAUCGUGGACGACGUCAUGCUGAAAAAGAGAAGGGACGGGCGGGAUGGCCAGGCAAAUCAGACGAAGAGAGUUCUGACAAGUGGCACAACGAUCAAGAUUCUGAUGCACGAAAACGCCGAGGACUUGGCUUUUGUUGUUCGUUUGCCGCGGAGAGAUGGCGAUGCGGACCUAGAAGCGGCGUACCGCGGCAACCUCCAGGCCUACUUUCGGAAGCUUGGUCGAGAAGUCGACCUUGACAGAACCAUCGGACCUGGACCAAGCGGUCCCGUCAACCUCUUCCCACCACCAUUUCGCAACAAGCGCAGCGAGGAAGAUGGCCUGACUACUCAAGCGGCAAUGCCACAGACAGAAUUUCGGCAGCCGCAAGAGUUCCGUGGCGGCGAGAGGUACAACCGCGUCAAUAUGAUCGGCAAGGGUGCAUUCGCCGUGGUGUACAAAGUCACGGACAAGUACACUGGGGAGCCAUACGCCGCGAAGGAGUUAGACAAGCGAAAAUUCAUCAAGAAUGGCGUCCUCGACCAAAAAGUGGAAAACGAAAUGAAGAUUAUGCAACGAGUAUCCCACGCCAACAUUGUACAAUACAUUGAGCACUUUGAUUGGGACCAACAUCAGUUCAUCAUUGUCAUGGAGUAUGUUCCUGGCGGCGAUCUCGGCAAACUUAUCCAGAGCAAAGGCAACAUCAGGGAGCCAUACGUCAAGAUCAUGGCCCGGCAGCUGAUUGACGCCUUGGGCUACCUCCACGACAACAAGAUUACCCAUCGUGAUGUGAAGCCGGACAAUAUUUUGGUUUACUCUACGGAUCCAUUUAUUGUCAAACUCACCGACUUCGGGUUGUCGAAGAUGAUCGACACCGAACAGACCUUCCUGAAAACCUUUUGCGGCACACUGCUGUAUUGUGCUCCGGAGGUCUACUCCGAAUACAGUACGUACGAUGAGGAGGGCCGCAGAGUUCGUCCGCGAGAGCGAAGACCAGUCAAUAAGGAGAGGUAUGAUCAUGCAGUAGAUGUAUGGUCGCUCGGCGGUGUACUGUUCUAUGCGUUGACUGGUCAGCCUCCAUUUCCGGUUAGGAACGGAACAAGCUACACCGAGCUCCUGCAUCACAUUAUGACGCAACCUCUGGACGUGUCACCCUUGGUAGAUGAGCAAGUCUCGCCAAAUGGCAUCUACUUCUUGAAUCGCAUGAUCGAUAGGCGCCCGGAGACGAGGGCGACUAUUACUGAGCUACAGAACCAUCCAUGGCUGAACCCAUCUGCAACAGAGUCUGCUGAUGAGAUCUCGGACGAUGGAUUAGAGCAGAGAGCCUCUCAACUCAGUCUCUACCACCGCUCCAUGCAGCUGCAGGGCCAGUCCAUCGAUGACAUGGCAAGUGAGUUGAUGGAACCAGGAAUCGAUUUGUCCAUGGACCUUGAGGAAGACAAGGAGAACUAUACAUUUGGCCAACCUGCACCCAACCGCCUGUGGGGCGAGGUCAAUAAUUCAGCCAUCGGCAGUUCAGGUGCCAUCAACGAAGAUCACCUCAACAUUCCUAUAUCAGCAAGCUUCGGGGAAACCGAAAUCAUAGACCCCGUGGUACGCGACAGCUUCGAAUCUGAGGAUCUGUCGACACCGCGCCAAAACCAGAAGCAGCAGCAGGGUCGGCUAAUCGUGUCCAGUAAUUCCACGAUAGAUGAGAAGUCCCAUAGCAUUGCUCAAGUGAUCGCGUCGCAAAGUCUCGGCGGUGACUCGGGCAUGCUCGAGAAUCUCAACAUGAAGUCUUUGGCGCGGCCCGCAGCCCACUUGCGAUCCGAAAUGAGCGAUUUGAACACCAGCAAGCGCAAGCCUGCGUACGACACCAGUGACGAGUUCGAGGGCCCUUCAUCGAACUUAAAGCCAUCGUUCAAGAGGCUCAAGUCUAAGGAUGAAGACUUACUAGACUACGACAUCGAUGAUGACGAAGAGCAGGCCUUGCUGGCACUAGUUCCCCCGGCCGUUAAAAGCGAAUCCGGGCGACUGAUCGACUAUCCUGUGGAUAAGAGGGUAUUCUGGGAUGCCGCAGCCAAAGAAACAUGGCACCUGGACUACCCCGAAAUGACUCAUUCUCAGUACAAUGCGUUCAAAUCGGCUGCUGAAAGAAGAAAGGAAGAAUUCAGUCCUGGACAAACACCUCUCUGGGACGUUGCGAUGAAGUGGUUUCCACCCACUGCCGACAAAACGGAGGCCAUCGGGCCUUUGACCGAGACACGACCAUUCCUACGCCGAGACAGCCGCUCCGUCAACUUUGACAGCGAAUGGGACUUGCCGCCCACGGCACCCGUUCCUGCGUCAGAUGAUGGAGUCGAUUCACUUCCAGACACCUUGCCACCUGAAGGCCACGUUCCCAGACCGUCACUAGUCACUACAUCCUCAAAGACCCUGGUCGCGAGACUUACUUCCUCCAGCGGUUCUCUGGUGAAGGGAAUCGGCAUCUCCAUCACAGAUCCGGUGAUUUCCUGGGGCAGAGCCAGCGACAACACCAGCACCUAUCCACAGGUCAUGGAGCCUCGGGUUCCCAAACACGCCUUUCGGAUAGUGCUGUGGCGGGAAGGCUAUACUGCAUCAUCCAACUGCUUCAGACCGUGGGAGGCAAGAUCAUCACCUAGCUCUAAUAGCACGCGUGCUUCCCCUGAGCCUGAUUCGUAUGCAUUCUACAUCUCCACCAAAGCCACCAAUGGUUUACGCAUUAACAAUAACCAACUACCGUCAUUCGAGCCUAAAAACAGCAAAGCACCUUCACGCCACUGGAUGAAGCUCUACAACGGCGACACGGUAGUAAUUUGGGGCGACGAUAACGUCAACAACCAGGCGAAACUCACUUUUGAGUGCUUCUGGGGAGGCUCCAGCACCUGGAGGCCAUCGGACGAGCCCCCAACAUGCGUGCCCGAGGAUGUAGCGCGGAAACUUGACAACACGUGGAUCAGGGCAGAGAAGAACCUUCAACAUGAUAGGAUCAAGGAGGAGGCCAUGCAAGCCCAGCAGUAUCGCAUGACACACAUGGCGCGGGAACUGGAGAGAAGCAGGAAGUUUGAAGCCAAAUGCGCAGAGGCGGCUAGAGUCCUGGCUCUGCGCAAUAGCCGACAGAGCUCGCCAAUGAGCGCACCGCCGGUAAUGGGCCGUACCAUGGCAAAACUCCGACAUGGGAGCCCGGCAACAAUGCAUACGCAAACAUGA
Messenger RNA from Neoarthrinium moseri, 3750 nucleotides. RefSeq lists its product as uncharacterized. The transcript is spliced from 3 exons. Gene Ontology annotation, biological process: autophagy; peptidyl-serine phosphorylation. The record is from RefSeq and is a predicted model, not a curated record. Gene Ontology annotation, molecular function: protein binding; protein serine/threonine kinase activity; ATP binding. Bases 1 to 3750 code for a protein of 1249 amino acids. NCBI's taxonomy places the organism in Eukaryota, Fungi, Ascomycota, Sordariomycetes, Amphisphaeriales, Apiosporaceae. Gene Ontology annotation, cellular component: cytoplasm.